Molecule: messenger RNA, 3837 nt
Organism: Papilio xuthus (Asian swallowtail)
Lineage: Eukaryota; Metazoa; Arthropoda; Insecta; Lepidoptera; Papilionidae
Exons: 1
Coding region: 124-3804 (1226 amino acids)
Biological process (GO): transcription by RNA polymerase II
Source: RefSeq, a predicted model, not a curated record
AAACAAAGACAACAUUUUAUGUUAUCGAUCGAUUGGGAAAAAUAUGAGUGAUAGAAGCUUCUGAAAUGAAUAAUGUAAUGUAGUUUUGUUUUCUGAUCUGAUUGAGAGUUAUAUUUCGUAAAAAUGAUAAGCAGGCCUAAGCCAGGAGAAACCGAAGAUGACUUAUUAAAAAUGCAGGAGGAGUUUCUAAAAGAAAAAAGCCAAAACACAAAUUAUCAACCGGCAGCACAAGUAGUUAAUUUACGUCGCACAGAACAUCAAACAACUAAAAGAACUAUCUCUAAUGAAACAACUUUCCGAAAACCUUCGAAAUAUGCAGUUUCCAAAGGACUCCCUGGUAAUAAUGAAAAACGGCCACGUACUGAAGCAAGCACUAGUACUUUUAUGGGUGAAAUUGUGGAAAAAAAUUGCGAAUCUGUAGAUGAUAAGAGUGUAGAAAUCGAUGAUGACAAAGUAUAUUACCCUAAAGCAUUACCAUCUGUAUUAGGCACAAUUAUUGAAAAAAAUAGUGAUAAACAAAUUGAUUUUCAUUGUAAUGAUCAAAUUCCAUCCGAGGGUUUUCCGGCGGUUAUUAAACUUGACCCGUCCAUUACACCAGGACGUAAAAGUAUUCAUGCUCAGCACUUAGAAAAAUUAGGGGGUAUAAAAAAAAUGAAAAUGGAUAUUGAUGAACCACAUUCUAGUAAAUCAUCUUUAAUAAACCAACAACCAUCACCUAAGCCCUCAAAUCUUCCAAAUAAAAGUUUCAUUAUAUCAUCAAAAGAUGCAGAUUCAAUUCAUAAUGAGAAUAAUGAAACAUUGAGAAGCAUGUCAGAAAAAGAGAUUUUGGAGGAACAGCAAAAAAUAAUAUCAAAUUUGGAUCCCAAAUUAAUAGAAUAUAUCAAAACUAAACGUCAACAAACAACUUCAAAAGAAGAAGCGCAAAGUGUUACAAGCUCAAAAUCAACAGACUCAAGUAAGCCAUGCACAGAAGAAGUAAAGACCAUAAAUAAUGAAGAAAAAGAACUAAAUGAUCAAUAUAUACAGGAUAAUGAUAUACUGUCAAAUCCAAAUGUUAACAAAUGGGUACAUUUUGACCAACUUGAAAAAGACAAACUAGAAUGGAUGAAGGCAAUUUCAGAGAGCAAAGAAGACAAACCAGAAGAGCUAUAUGAAGCAAGAUUUGACUUUAGAGGAUUAUUGUUGCCAUAUACAAGUAAAUACACAGAAAUGACAAAAACAUUAUACCAUCAUGGUGAAGAACCACAUAGACCUGGAUACUCCAUCAUAGAACUUAUAGAGCUAUCCCGCUCUACCAUAAUCCAACAAAGAGUUAUGGCACUUAAUACAAUAGCUGGUAUUCUAGAAUUUUAUAUCGCUGGUACCUACAAAGACACACUGGAACUACCAAUUACCAAACUCUUUUUUAUAAUAAGAAUAGCAAUGGAUGAAAAUAAAACUAUAAUUUUAGAACCCGCACUGAAUGCUAUGAGAAAUUUACUUUACAACAAAAUAGAUGAAGCAGCUCUUGAUGCUUUAAUAGGCUUUGAAGAAGGUUCGUACCAACCUUGUCUUGAAAAUGAUAAAUCGGAAAUUGUAGAACUUGAAUCUAAAGAAUCAGAGUUUAAAGAUUUUCAUCUUGCUGAAAUAGACUUGAUUGCAGCUCUUUUAAGAACUGAUAUACUCCAGAGAAUCUAUUACAUAUUGGACAUGAUAAAACCUAAUUUCAAUUGUGUCCAAUUCAGUUUACAAAUUUUAAUCAGACUUUGUAGAGACUCUGAAAGUACUGUGAACAAAAUUAUUGAAAUGGAUCAUCUGAUGUCUGUUAUUGUUACCAACUUUAUACCAAAAACUAGCAUUAAUUUUAAUUUUGAUCCAAACAUUGUGUACAAGGGAAAACCAAUAUUAUCUGCUUUAAAAUUUUUACGUGUUCUAACAUUACAAACAAAAGAAAUUGGAGAUACAAUGAUUAUAAAAUAUGGAAUAUUGCAACCUUUAUCUGAGUACAUUUGCUCAAAAGUUGAUGGUACAUAUGGAUUUAAAAUUCAAAUAGAAGCCUUGAGUAUAUUAUCUAAUCUACUUCAUUAUGGACUUGGUCUUGAAAGUUGUCUUGCUGUUUGUCCUACGGUAAUAACAAUGUUGUAUAAUCAUGUUCAAGGAACUGAUGUUGAUAUGAAAUCAUCAAUAAUAUCUGCAAGUCAUGCAGCUGUUGUUUUACAGUUUAUUAAUAAAUUGCUCCAGUGCAAUUUAAAUCUGGAUAGUUAUAAGCAUCAAAUAUAUCCAUUAUUGAGAGAAGGAGUAAAAAAAUGGAUUUCUCAAGUGUCAAGUUUCACUUGUGGUCAAAGUUUUACUUGUGGUCAUUUAAGAUUUGUAUGUUCUAUCCUGGAUUGUUGUGCAACUGUUAUGAAAAACGAGAAUCAAACGAUGCCAUUUCUAAAUAUUACUUUGGAAAAUUUAAUGAAAUCACCCGGUUUUAAGGGAAUAAUCAACCACUUGGUACUAAGUUCAAAUUUACUAUCUGGAAUCGAGAAUAACAGUUUUCAUACCAUCAAAAAUCUAGUCAACCUUAAUAGUAUAGUCAAUGGUUCAACACAAAGUAAUUUACCCAUUUUAAAUAUGAAAUCUCCAAUACCGUUUCUUACAUCUCUGUUUAAAUUAUUGGCAAUCAUUAAUGACAUAAAUAUUUCAAAUGGUUUCAUUGAACAUAUUCUGAAGUAUUUGAGAAAAUUCGCAAAUAUAAGGCCUACUUUAUGUGACAAUUGGUUUACAAGAAUGGAAACUGACUUUCUAUUUUAUAUUAUAAAGAUCGCAACUCAAUGUAAUUUUGCAGAGUCUGAAAAAGAUUUGCUAUACACUGUUGCUAAUAAACUGUGUUAUAUACUUCGUGCAGAUAAAAAGAUGGAAUUGGAGUUUCUUUUUGAUAAUAUAAUAUUUAAUAAACAAUGGUUCAGUUCGGAAAGACUAUUCAGUCUUUUAUCUUUAUCGGAAAAAGAUGGAGUUACAAAAGUUCUGACAGAUGCAAAUGAUAUAAAAUCAUGUUAUAGUAGUGUUAUUAAUCUAAACUACUCCAAUAGUAACUUGAAUGUUGUGUUGAAGAAAUGGAAAGAACCCAUACUACCCAGAGACUGGAUUUAUUUGCCAAUUUUGACUCUUUAUGGCAACAGUCAGGAAGUAAAGUCCACUCCUAAAGUAGCUGGUGAACAUGCUAGUAAAGUGGCAGAACAAGAAGCUAAGACAAAAGAACUUAUCCUUAACAGUAGUUUGGAAUGGAUUCUUUUCAAUGAAAUGUGCUUUCCUGAUCUUUUAAAAGAAAUUGAUGUAACUGACAGGUUUUGUCGCAUUAUGUGUGUUUUCCUCUGUGAUAAUUCAUUAUUUCUGGAACCUUCAAUCAAGCUACUUUUACGUAAAUGCACUGAAGUUCUUUUCAAGAGUGGAAACAAAUUUAAUUUUGAUAAAGAUCUAACUGGUUUAAAUAACUUCCAAGAUUUUUAUAUGCAAUUUCUUGAACAUUUUCAAGGAGUAAGCUAUGGAGACCCAUGCUUUGCUGCAUGCGUGUUGGUGCCAUUAGCUCAGAGGCAUAAUGUGAAAUGGCGAAAAAUGUUAUGGUCAGAAUAUGCUGGAUGCCUCAGAGCAUUGGAUUGUCCUGACGAUUAUUUAUGUUAUGAAUUAAAUGAUUAUUUAUACCCGGAAGAGAAUGAUGAGUCUCUUUUGAAAUGUUAUUUUAGAGCGCUAAACAGUAAUUUAAUGAGGCGAGGAACAAUUGUAUACAGAAUAGCUGAGCACCAUGUAAAUAACUUUAAAUUAAGGAAAACAUCAAAUGAAUAAAAAUAAACGUUAUUGUCUCCUUCAUACUUUCUA